AUGAUGUCCAGUGUAGUGUUUCAUAAAUCUGUCACAGUGCCAGGAGUUACUUACGGUGGACAUAUUUCCCGACUGACAUCGGACGAGGUCUGGGUCAAUGAUGUGAACAAUCUCGUCUUGACAAACACAGCGGGUACAAAUCUACACCAACUGACAGAUAUAGAUAGUGGAUGCGGAGUACACACAGUUAACAGCGAUGGAGAUUUAAUAUAUAUAAACAGGAAUGGUAACAUAAACAAACUGUCUAAAGUUGACAAAGUUAAGAGUACAUUAAUCAAAUGCACAGAUCAAUGGAAACCAGCGUGUGUUUACAGCUCUCAUUCUAAUGAAGACUUGCUGGUCGUAAUGUGGAAUGCUGGUACAUAUAGUGCAAAAGUAACUCGAUAUAAUGCAGCAUUAGAACUUAUCCAAACUAUACAAUACGACCACAAUACAGGUGAGAAAUUAUAUAUUGACCCUGGAUAUAUUACCGAGAAUCGGAAUGGAGAUAUAAUUGUGUCUGACCAUGACCGUGAGGCCGUGGUAGUAACGAAUCGUGGAGGAUGGCAUCGUUUCUCUUAUUCAGGGCACCCUUCCGGAUCAGGACUUCUUCCAUUUGGAAUAUGUACAAACGUUUUGUCACAAAUUCUUGUGUGCGAUUAUGAUAACAAUACAAUACAUAUGAUUAGCAAAGACGGUAACUUUUUAUCAUUCAUUCUGACACAAGAGCAAGGUUUAUACUUACCACAAAGUCUGAGUUAUGAUGAAAAAAACAGUUUCCUCUGGAUUGGAUCAGGAUAUAACAAUACAGUAGUCAUUUACAAAUGUAUAGACGGAGAAUCGCCUUCCGACCUUCAUCUGCACGACAUUAAAUGCAAGAGACACCCUCGACGUACAUUAGUUCAGUUCUGUAUUCAGUGUAAUUUUCCCUUGUGUGUGGAUUGUACGAGCUCUGAGGAUCACAGGGGACAUCAUCUUGGAGAUAUAGAGGAGCUGUUUAAAGAAAUUCACAGGAUAGAAGAUGGGGAUACAUUUUUGAUGUGCCUUCUUCUUUCCAAUUCUUAUAAAAUAAACUUGAAAGAAGGAAACUGGAUGACCAAAUACAAUACUGUUGCCAACAGUUUUCAAUCCAAGGAAAUCAAAAAGCCCUUUGCUUUAAAAGAUUUAGAAAAGUACAAACCAAUUCUGAAAUUCAAUGAAUUAGAAAUAAGUUUUUCCAACGAACUCUUCAAAAAUAUCAGUUUUCUUAGAUUUUCAAAAAAUUUAAAAUUUCUGGAUAUUUUCUUGGCUUGGGCUGAAAAAGAAAACAUUGCUGAGUACUGUAGAUCGUGUAAUUAUCAGAGAGAAGAAGGUGAAGUUUGCUGUUGGUUAUUGCCAGAAAAAAAUGAGGAGUUUUUAGAAAGGCUAGGAGAAAAUAUUUUCACACAUCCGACAAUGAAUGACCAGUCAAUACAUGAAGCUGUAUUUAGAAAAUUCGGCGUUCCAAUACAGGUUAUAAUGAGGGGGGACAAAUCAGUGAAGAAUUUCACGGAAAAUCUAAAGAAAGGGAGGACGAGGAUGUACCAUGCCUCUGGAAUGAUCAUAGGGUGUGCUGGUAGUGGGAAAACAACAUUACUAGAGAGACUUAAGGGCACUGACCUGGCAGAAAUUAAACAAAGUGUCAAUUCGACAAGAGGCGUUCAAAUUCAUACUGACGUUUUUAAUGUGACAGAUAGCAUCCGAGUAAAUAAUUCAAGUCAGCAGCAACGGUUUAAAAUUCGUGUUGAUGAAGCGAAUGAUGUUGAAAAGCUGGAGAAAGUGGAACCAGUUGCUGUUGGGUAUACUACUGCAGAAGCAUCGAUUCUUAGACAGGUGUCACCCGAAGGAAUCAAAAUUCAGACUACCUCAUCAUAUAAACGAGAAGACCCUACAUCAUCGGAAAAUUCAAGGGAAGUCCUUGAAAAUAGCGAAGCUUUUUCUAGUGCUUCAGAACUAUCUGGAGUUUUGCAGAUACUUUCAAAAAACAAUUCAAAUGAUCCCGAGAAAAAAAUCACAAUGACCGACUUUGCUGGUCAAUGUGCAUAUUAUGCCUCACACCAGAUUUUUCUGAGUCCGCGGGCAUUCUUCAUCCUGGUGCUGAAUAUGGAGAAGAAGUUUGAAGAUAAAGUUGGAGAGGAAGUGUGUAGGCAGAAAGGGUCGAUUUAUAAAGAAUGGACACAUAAAGAUUAUCUUAAAUUUUGGAUGGAGUCCAUUCACCAAUAUAGCAGUAUUAAGGCACCUGUCAUCCUGAUCGGUACACACAGUGAGGAUAAAGAAGAAAGGGAUAUUACACUGUUUUUCCGUGAAAUAUGGAAGAUUUUGGAAAUUAAGAAGUCUUUGCACAAAGAACUUGUGAAAAGGCGAUUUGCAGUUGGUUUUCAUGACAAAGAAAGUCUUGAAAAUAUCAAGAAAUCAAUUGUAGAUGUCGUGUACUCACUUGAACACUGGGGUGAAGAUCUCCCGCAAUCAUGGGCAAUGUUUGAAACAUUCUUUCGGGAAAAGAAAAAGGAUAAAUUUUUAAAUAGAGAUGAUAUUAUUGCGUUCAAUGAAGCAUUGCCAGAGGGAAUUAGGCUUCACACUAGUGAAGAUAUGAAAGUUAUGCUGCAGUUUUUCCAUGACACCAGAGAAAUUUUAUACUUUGAUCAAGAUGUCCUCAAUAAAGUUAUUAUUCUCGAUGUUCAGUGGUUUGCAGAUGCAUUUAAAAAUGUCAUAACAGAUAAAAACCAUGCAGAAGAAGAUUUGUUUGAGUUUGCUACGGAAUGGGACAAUUUCAAUGAAACUGGGGAGUUGCACGACACUCUUUUGUCUGCUAUUUGGAAGAUGCACAACAAAUGUUACAUUGAACAGAAAGAUCAUAUCAUGAUGUACAUGGAGAAGCUAGGUCUCUUAGCAAAAAUAUGUGACAAUAAAUGGUAUGUUCCUUGUAUGAACAAAAAAUCAUUUCCUGUACCUGAUGAUGAACCUAAGGCAUCAAAAUCAAAACGUGGAUAUAAGCAUGCAGCAUCUGAAAGCCCAGCAUCAAUAGAAUUACUUACGGAAGUACAAAAGAAAGCAAAGGGCCUGCACAACAAUUUAGUGGCAGAACUUAUAACAGACUACCUUGACGAAUCUGUCGAAGGUG
This is a messenger RNA of Saccostrea cuccullata (small rock oyster), 3118 nucleotides long. RefSeq lists its product as uncharacterized. Gene Ontology annotation, biological process: negative regulation of translation; protein polyubiquitination; proteasome-mediated ubiquitin-dependent protein catabolic process. The annotation marks the transcript as partial. The transcript is spliced from 9 exons. The record is from RefSeq and is a predicted model, not a curated record. Gene Ontology annotation, molecular function: zinc ion binding; ubiquitin protein ligase activity; translation repressor activity. Lineage: Eukaryota; Metazoa; Mollusca; Bivalvia; Ostreida; Ostreidae.